This is a messenger RNA of Erythranthe guttata (spotted monkey flower), 1178 nucleotides long. Its product is annotated as Pollen Ole e 1 allergen and extensin family protein. Lineage: Eukaryota; Viridiplantae; Streptophyta; Magnoliopsida; Lamiales; Phrymaceae. The record is from RefSeq and is a predicted model, not a curated record.
AUACACAAACGCACACGUAUAUUUGAGUAGAUAGAAAAACAGUUGGAACAGGCUUGACAAUCAGACUCUAAGCUCUACUGCUUGUUUACCAACCUAAACACAUUUUACUCUUUUUCCAGAAAUAAAUAAAUUCAAGAAAUUUUAAAAUAUGAUAUACAUGGACUAUUUUACCCCUCCUCCGUAUCUUAGGCCGACGAGGCUAGAAUCCACCUAGUAGAUGAUAUACCAACUUAAUAUACGUAUUCAUAUCUAUGUGACGAUAAAUGUUGGACCUUUCGUUAAUCUUACCUUAAGCUGAAAAGCAAUUCUCGAAUUCGGCCGAGGGCAGGGUUGUAAUUUGACAAACCAUGCGAAAACCUUGUAUAAAAGCCCCAGAUGUGGUAUCUUUAGCUUCAUUAUCCCUUCGUCUUGAUUAGACAUAAACGGCUAAAGACAAACAUGAUCAGCUAUUACUUCCUUGGACAAAUGGUUUCGGUGAAGAUGAUGAUAUGCUUAGUUUUCCUGCAAACUCCGGCAACUGCUGCCGGAAAAGCCGAGGGCUUGGCGGCUGAAUUGCCGAGGAGGGAGGAGCUGGUGCACUGGGGUGGUUACGGUGAAGAAAAGCUCUCCACUGUUGUUAUUAGCGGCAAACUUCUCUGCCAUGCUGGCGCACAUGACAAACUUUCCGGCCAUCCGUAUCCCGUCUCAGGCGCAUCAAUGGCUGUUUUCUGCGGCACAAGCGAGAAGAAAAAGAAAUCAUGGGCAGUAGGCAGAACAAAUAAUUACGGAGAAUUCGUAAUCGAUCUUCCCUCUCAUCUACAUGCAAUUCCCAACUUGGAAAAAACAUGUGUCGUUAAAGUUCUUCAUGUCCCAAAGAGUUCCCCUUGUGGACGAGCUUUUACUGGCAAAAAUAAACGGAUAAAGCUGAAAUCAGUAGGCGAAGAUGCUCGUAUUUACACCACACACAACAUAAAUUUGAUUCCAAAACCUUCACAAGAGCACAAGAGAACGCAAGAGUCGAAACAGAACAUACCAUACCUGUCUCGAGUGGAUGGGCGUUUUCGUCACAUAAAAGUAUCUCGUGCUUGAAAUAUACUCAUGUACAGUGUGCUCUGUUUCGAGUGGAUUAUAAACAUAAACAAGAAAAAGAUAUAUAUAUCUCAACUGGGAUUUCAGUAAAUACGAAAAAUUUACGACAU